AUGGCUUCUGUUAGUGCUGCUUUGAAAUCAAGAGUUCGUCGACCACAACUGUUGAAGAAAGUGAUGACACCUGAAGAUACUCUUUCUUUCUUUAAAAACGGACAAUAUCUUGGUUGGUCUGGCUUUACAGGCGUUGGGUAUCCUAAAAUGAUUCCUGUUGCCUUAGCUGAGCACGUUGAGAAAAACAACUUACAAGGUCAAAUGAAAUUUAACCUCUUCGUUGGUGCCUCCUCAGGUGCUGAAUGUGAAGAUCGCUGGGCCCAAUUAGAUAUGAUUGAUCGUCGUUACCCUCAUCAAGUGGGUAAAAAUAUCAAGAAGGGUAUUAAUGAAGGGCGUAUUCGAUUUGCUGAUAAGCAUCUUUCUAUGUUCCCUCAAGACCUUCUUUAUGGUUUUUAUACGAAGGAUAAACCCAACAACAAGCUGGAUAUCGUUAUCGUCGAAGCAACUGCUAUCACUGAAGACGGCUGGAUUGUUCCUGGUGCUUCUGUGGGCGCUACACCUGAAUUGAUUCAAAUGGCUGACAAGAUCAUUAUUGAAGUCAAUACACGUAUUCCUUCUUUUGAAGGUCUUCACGAUGUCAAUUUGAGUACUGUUCCUCCCAACCGCAAGCCUUACUUAAUCAUGAAUGUAGAGGACAGAAUCGGAUCAACUGCCAUCCCGAUUGAUACCGAUAAAGUCAUUGCUGUCGUUGAAAGUAAUAGACCUGAUAAAACUGGCCCUAAUACACCUGCCGAUCAUAAAUCAGAAGCGAUUGCCAAUCACCUUAUUGAAUUCCUCGAAUAUGAAGUCAAGAAGGGCCGUCUUCCUGAAAACUUAUUACCUCUUCAAUCAGGUAUUGGUAAUAUUGCUAAUGCGGUUAUUGGCGGUCUAGCCAAGUCAAAGUUCAACAAUGUUACAGUGUAUACUGAAGUGUUACAAGAUACCUUUUUGGAAUUCUUUGAUUCCGACAAGCUAAAAUUCGCCAGUGCUACUUCGAUCCGCUUCUCCCCUGAAGGCUUUGAUCGCUUCUAUGACAACUGGGCUAAAUACAAAGAUAGACUUCUUUUGAGAUCUCAACAAGUCUCCAAUCAUCCUGAGAUCAUCCGUCGUUUAGGCUGUAUUGCCAUGAACACACCUGUCGAGUUUGACAUGUACGGCCAUGCUAACUCUACUUUAGUUUGCGGCUCUGGUAUGUUGAAUGGUCUCGGUGGCUCUGGUGACUUUUUACGUAACGCCAAAUUGAGUAUUAUGCACACACCUUCUACUCGUCCCUCCAAAAUCGAUCCCAACGGUGUGUCUUGUGUUGUGCCUAUGGUGUCUCAUGUCGAUCAAACAGAACACGAUUUAGACGUCUUUGUCACCGAACAUGGUUUAGCAGAUCUUCGUGGCUUGUGUCCUCGUGAACGUGCUCAAUUGAUUAUUGAUAAAUGUGCUCAUCCUGAAUAUAAGCCUCAACUCCAGGACUACUUUGAUAUGGCUACUAAGAAAUGCCUCGCUGCUGGUAGAGGUCAUGAACCUCAAAUGCUCGAUAAGGUCUUCAAAAUGCAUACCAACUUGUUAGAAAAUGGUACCAUGAAGCUAGACUCUUGGUAA
Molecule: messenger RNA, 1572 nt
Organism: Mycotypha africana
Lineage: Eukaryota; Fungi; Mucoromycota; Mucoromycetes; Mucorales; Mycotyphaceae
Product: acetyl-CoA hydrolase
Exons: 5
Coding region: 1-1572 (523 amino acids)
Biological process (GO): acetate metabolic process
Cellular component (GO): mitochondrion
Molecular function (GO): acetate CoA-transferase activity; acetyl-CoA hydrolase activity
Source: RefSeq, a predicted model, not a curated record